AUGACGUCUUUUGGAGGAAAAGAAAUUAAAGAAGGCAACUUCAUGCCCACUUUUAAAGUCCAAGGCCAAAUAUACCACCUUAUUGGAAGUUUACUUCCCCAAACAAGCAAUCCAAGCUUCCUUCAAAUAUACUUUAUCUCUGAAGCAGAUCAAAUAUCUUUGCGGCAAAACAUGGGUCCUAAUCUCAAACGGCAAAUCAUAGAAAUACUUCAAGAUCUCUUAAAUACUAAAAAUGUAUAUAUAUCAACUUUCAAGACUACUCUCGAACAUGCACCUCCAAAUUUGUCAGACUUAAAGAUUAUAAUUAAAGCAGAUCAUAAACCUGCAAACGAGCAUAGUGGUCGUUACAAUGCUCCAACAACUAACGAAAUUGCUGUUUUAAUGUUGGAUGAAGACAAAGGUCCUAGAGACAUUGUUCUGCAUGGGCGUGACGGACGUUUACAGCGUGUUUCGGAGCUCCAUCGUUCAUAUGAUCCGCUGCAAUACCCUUUAAUGUUUAUUUGCGGUGAAGACGGUUAUUGCAUAGGCAUUCCAACAAUUUUUCCUGCAACCGGUCAAAUCAAUUUAAAUAAAACUGUUUCGUGCAUGCAAUUUUACUCCUAUAGAUUUAUGGUGAGGGAUAAUGAAACAAAUUUUCUGCUUUUAUUUCGCAAGCUUUUCAGUCAGUUUGUUGUUGAUAUGGCCGCCAAAAUGAUAUCAGAGAGACUUAAUUUCAUAAGAACACAUCAGAAAACUCUAAGAGCUGAAAAUUAUAUUCACUUAAGAGAUGCUGUUAACAAUGACGCUAACGUCAACCCUCGGAAUUUAGGUCAACAAAUAAUUUUACCAUCUACUUUUACUGGAUCGCCAAGAUAUUUGCACGAAAAAAAUCAAGACGCAAUGACAUAUGUGAGAAAACAUGGCCGUCCAGAUCUCUUCAUCACGAUGACCUGCAAUCCAGAGUGGCAGGAUAUUAAAACUGAGCUUUUUUCGAGACAGAAAUCUGUUGAUAGACAUGACAUCGUUGCAAGAACAAAAUGCUACAUGUUGACCAUUGAAUGGCAAAAACGAGGUUUGCCACAUGCCCAUAUACUGAUUUGGCUUGCAAGUAAAAUUCAGCCUGAUGAGAUUGAUUCUAUUAUAAGAGCUGAGAUACCUAAUAAGGACGAGGAUCCAUUGUUAUACGAAAUUGUUUGCAAGCACAUGAUACAUGGACCCUGUGGUGACCUUAAUCCCCAAUCUCCAUGCAUGGCUGAUGGUAAAUGUACGAAACGGUACCCACGGUCGUUGAUACACAACACACAAACAGGUGAUGAUGGCUACCCACAAUACCGUCGACGUUCCUUGGAGAAAGGUGGUGAAGUUGCUGUCAUUGGUACAAAGGAAAUAAAUAAUAGUUGGGUUGUGCCAUAUUCUCCUAUUUUAAGUAGAUGUUUUUCAGCGCAUAUCAAUGUAGAAUAUUGCCACUCUGUAAAGGCUAUAAAAUAUUUAACAAAAUACAUAAACAAGGGAAGUGACCAAGCUACUUUUGCAAUAGAAGAUCCAAAGAAUGAGGUAGAAAAAUACUUAAAUGGUCGCUACUUAAGCACUUCAGAAGCGUUCUGGCGAAUAUUUAAAUUUCCUAUUCAUGACCACUAUCCUGCUGUGUAUCAUUUAGCUGUGCACUUAGAAAACGGCCAACAAGUUACCUUCAACGAUGCUAACUUUCAACAAAUAUCACAGAACCCACCUGCAACGACGCUAACAGAAUUUUUUAAACUUUGUAGGAAUGAUAAUUUUGCAAAAACUCUUUUAUAUUGCGAUGUACCCUCUUACUAUACCUGGAAAAACAAACAAUUUUACCGUCGUAAGCAAGGAAAAGUGGUUCCAGAAUAUCCAGGAAUAAAACGAGACGAUACUCUUGGCCGAGUAUACACAAUUCACCCCAAUUCCGGUGAAUGCUUUUUUUUGCGGAUUCUGCUUCACAAUGUUCGUGGUCCAGUAUCUUUUGAAAUGAUCAGAACUGUUAACGGCGAAAUCCAACCAACAUACCAAGCUGCGUGCAAAAAGUUGGGACUUCUCGAAGAUGAUGAACACUGGAAAUACGCUUUGGUUGAUGCCUCCGCAACACAGUCACCACGACAGAUAAGAGAUUUGUUUGCGAUCUUGCUUAUGUUCUGUCAGCCAACUGAACCAAAAAGUUUGUGGGAAGAAUUUAAAGAAAGUAUGUGUGAAGAUAUUUUAUAUCAAGCACGUUCUGAGCAAAGAAAUAACGAGCUCCUAUUUUCUGAUGACAUUUUCAAUCAAGGUUUAAUUUUGAUCGAAGAUAAACUUUUAAUGUUAAGUGAUAAGCGAAUUGAUGAGUAUGGACUUCCAAAACCAACAAGGAUUAACCAAAUGGACUUACAGCAUCACUAUACAAGAGAAAUCCAAUACGACAAACAAAAUCUACAUCAAUCAGAAGGUAAGAUUGUUCUUGCCGUCGCCUCUUCUGGGAUUGCAGCAACAUUGCUUAGUGGAGGCAGAACUGCUCACUCUACGUUCAAGCUGCCAAUUAACAUCAUUGCCCAUGAAGAAGCAACAUGCUCUAUUUCAAAAACCACUUCCAUUGCAAAAGUAUUCCAAAAAGCGGACCUUAUCAUUUGGGAUGAAUGUACGAUGAGUAAUCAAGCUCAUAUUGAGGCUGUGAAUAGACUCCUUAAAGAUUUAAGAUCAUCGUCAAGACUUAUGGGUGGAGUCACAAUGGUUUUUUCUGGGGAUUUUAGACAGAUAAUGCCAGUGAUUCCCAAGGGUACUCGAGCCGAUAUUAUCAAAUCUUGCGUUAAGUCGUCUUCUAUUUGGCGAUAUGUACAAAAACUUCAACUUAAAAUCAAUAUGAGAGUAGAGCUUACUAACAACACUGAUACUUCUGAGUUCGCGUCUCUACUUCUAAGAAUUGGUGAUGGAAAACAUACUUUCAUGGGUCCAAAUACAAUUGAAUUAAACGAAAGCUUCGGAAAAAUUGUGUAUAGCACAGAACAACUUAUUCAGUGUGUGUAUGGAGACCUGAACGCGUUAGAAUCAAGACCAUUUUCUUGGUUUUGCGAAAGAGCUAUCGUGUCACCAAAAAACUGUUCAGUGGAUGAAAUAAACAGAUACGUGCUUCAGAAUCUUAAAACGGAGUCGCAUAAAUACAAUGCAAUUGACACUGUGGUUGAUGAUAAUGAUAGUGUGCACUACCCUCAUGAGUUUUUAAAUUCACUCAACCCAGCAGGCCUGCCGCCAUAUCAACUUAAUUUAAAAAUUGGUACACCAAUUAUUCUAAUAAGAAAUCUCAAUCCUCCGAAUCUGUGCAAUGGCACACGACUCCAAAUCAAAAAGCUAUUAAAAAAUAUAAUACAAGUCCAAAUUCUUACCGGACCCGCAGUAGGAAAAUAUGCCCUGAUUCCCCGGAUACCAAUGAUACCAACAGAUCUCCCUUUUCAAUUUAAACGUGUGCAAUUUCCCAUUAAACCAUGCUUUUGUAUGACAAUUAACAAGGCUCAGGGUCAAUCGUUUAAAUUUAUUGGAGUCGACCUUAGGGAAAAUGUCUUCUCUCAUGCAGAGGAAUCCACUUCCGAUAAAGUAGCCAAUCUUCUUCGUUUUGAUCUUUUACUACUCUCUGCAAAAUCUUUGAAAGGUCGCCCUGAAGUUGAAGGUUUCCCCGCAGAAGUUGAAGGUCGCCCCGCAGAGGUUGAAGGUCGCCCCGCAGAAGUUGAAGGUCGCCCCGCAGAAGUUGAAUAG
Messenger RNA from Eupeodes corollae, 3720 nucleotides. RefSeq lists its product as uncharacterized. Gene Ontology annotation, biological process: telomere maintenance; DNA repair. Bases 1 to 3720 code for a protein of 1239 amino acids. The transcript has 4 exons. Gene Ontology annotation, molecular function: DNA helicase activity. NCBI's taxonomy places the organism in Eukaryota, Metazoa, Arthropoda, Insecta, Diptera, Syrphidae. The record is from RefSeq and is a predicted model, not a curated record.